UUUCUUUCCCAGGUGUUGACUUUAAGAUGAAGACCAUAGAGGUGGAUGGCAUCAAAGUGCGAAUACAGAUUUGGGACACGGCGGGGCAGGAGAGGUAUCAGACCAUCACAAAGCAGUACUACCGACGGGCGCAGGGAAUAUUUUUAGUCUACGAUAUUAGCAGCGAGCGCUCUUACCAGCACAUCAUGAAGUGGGUCAGUGAUGUGGAUGAGGUAGGAGAUGCCACCUCACUGCCGGGGGUGGGGAAAGGGCACCUCAGAGGGGAAGGCAAAGUGAGGGCCAGAUGGGACGGGCUGAAGCUCUUGGGGUUGGCGGGCAAACACUACCAGGACAACUUGGCUUCCACAGCCCUGGACGAAGACCUCUGGGUGAGUAAGACAUGGGGAGCAAGCCCAAGCUACCAUGCCCUCUGUGCUUUGCUCCCUCCAGGCCUAUGGCUGUUUCUUCCCCGGCAGGGAACUUAGGUUGAAGCCUACCCUGUCGCCAGCUUCCUUUUUGAAAUCUCAGGACCUGGUGGCAUUGUGAGACUGGGUUAUCAUUUUGGCUCUGCCAC
Molecule: messenger RNA, 553 nt
Organism: Manis javanica (Malayan pangolin)
Lineage: Eukaryota; Metazoa; Chordata; Mammalia; Pholidota; Manidae
Source: RefSeq, a predicted model, not a curated record